This is a messenger RNA of Thrips palmi, 928 nucleotides long. RefSeq lists its product as uncharacterized. Bases 123 to 788 code for a protein of 221 amino acids. The transcript is spliced from 7 exons. The record is from RefSeq and is a predicted model, not a curated record. Lineage: Eukaryota; Metazoa; Arthropoda; Insecta; Thysanoptera; Thripidae.
CCCCGCGCGGCAGGCAGCACCGCGACACGGAGACACAGAGCGCCACGCCGCCAGGCCGCCGCCGCACGGCAAGCGCGAGGACUCCACGGCGACCUGCGGCCCGCGGCACGAGGCGGCGCAACAUGGCGUGGCUACUGCGCCUGGCGGGGCUGCUGUCCUGCGUGUCGCUGGUGUACGCCUCUUGCGGGGAAAACGGCACCGAGUCGGCCGCUCCGCCCGGCAAGAAGGAGUUGAUGGCGGCGUGGCAGGCCUUCCUGCAGCAGGACUCGGGCAAUGUCACGCUGCUCGCCUUCGACGGCACCAUCCUGCAGCACCACGUGGGGGCGAGGUCCCUCCGCAAGAUGCUGACCCCGCUGCACCUGCACCGCGGCGCGGUCAUGAAGUACGUCUCCGCCAGCGACUGGCAGACCUUCUCCGAGGAGCCGCAGCAGCCCUGGGGCAUCGUGCAGAUCGAGGGGCUGAUCGAAGGCACCAUGGCGGACCACGAGGGCCCGCACCUGCUCACCGCCAACCUGCACAACAUGUUCAUCAAGGUGUCCUGGGACGGCCAUGACGGUGACUGCAGCAACCACACCAUCUGCAUGGUGACGGCUGGGUACGUCAAGAACCUGAUGACCGACGAGAACUACGUGCGCUGGGGCCAGGACGUGGAGGCGCUGGUGGCGGGGGCGGCCGUCACGGGGCUCGUCUCGCAGCUGUACCACCUGGCCGAGCGGCUACCCGGCUGGGGCUACUGCCCGGAACUCUCCAGCGACAAGGGCGAGCUGGGCGGCUUCGGAUACUUGUGACCGAGUAACCGUCCUUCGGGAAUAGAGCGCGCCGGGAAGACCGGAGGCCGUAAGCCACCCCGGCACUCCAAGGGCCGGAGAGAAAGACACUCACUCUGUGAUUUGGAAACAAGGAAAUAAAAGAGACUUGAGAGAGCAAA